This is a messenger RNA of Mus pahari (shrew mouse), 5589 nucleotides long. RefSeq names its product glutamate ionotropic receptor AMPA type subunit 4 (gene Gria4). Gene Ontology annotation, molecular function: AMPA glutamate receptor activity; transmitter-gated monoatomic ion channel activity involved in regulation of postsynaptic membrane potential. The transcript has 18 exons. Lineage: Eukaryota; Metazoa; Chordata; Mammalia; Rodentia; Muridae. Gene Ontology annotation, biological process: monoatomic ion transport; modulation of chemical synaptic transmission; synaptic transmission, glutamatergic. The record is from RefSeq and is a predicted model, not a curated record. Gene Ontology annotation, cellular component: plasma membrane; postsynaptic membrane; dendritic spine. Bases 516 to 3263 code for a protein of 915 amino acids.
GUGUGCGCGGGCGCGCGCGCGAGCGCGCAAUCCAAUAGCAGAAGCGGACUAGGCUGGGCAAGGCUGAGAGGAAAGGGCUGGGAGCCGGGAGGCAGCUUGUCCUCCCGCGAGCCUGCAAGGAUGCUGCAGGGGACUGAGACCAUGGGGAGGUGCUAACUUCCUCUCCAACCCCCCAGCCCGGGAUCCGGGCUGGCAUACCCGGCCCCCCGGGGUAGUUUCCUGCCAAGCUCAACCAAGAAUCCAAAGGCGACUUGGAGGGCAUAAAAAGAAAAAGACUGGUUCUGGAGAGGGGCCCUCACCUCCAGAGCGGGUUCCUCGGCAAACGCGGGGAAGAUAGGAGGAAGGGGAUCAGACACUGGAGUCUGUACGCCAAAACCCCAGCCUGCAGACUCGCUCCAGAGCCUCCCUGAAGACCUGGGCGAUCUGCGCCAUCGUCUUCAAUGCCUCUCUGAAAAUCCUUUAGCAAGAGUGAGAGAGAAAGAGGAGAGCGCUCACCAGGGAGAGGAGCAAAGAAGAUGAGGAUUAUUUGCAGGCAGAUUGUCUUGUUGUUUUCUGGAUUUUGGGGACUCGCCAUGGGAGCCUUUCCGAGCAGCGUUCAAAUAGGUGGUCUCUUUAUCCGAAACACAGACCAGGAAUACACUGCUUUUCGGCUAGCUAUCUUUCUUCAUAAUACCAGCCCCAAUGCAUCCGAAGCCCCUUUUAAUUUGGUACCUCAUGUGGACAACAUUGAGACUGCCAACAGUUUUGCUGUGACAAAUGCAUUCUGUUCCCAGUAUUCUAGAGGUGUGUUUGCCAUUUUUGGACUCUAUGACAAGAGGUCAGUGCAUACCUUGACCUCCUUCUGCAGUGCUCUGCACAUCUCUCUCAUCACACCAAGCUUCCCCACUGAAGGGGAGAGCCAAUUCGUGCUUCAGCUAAGACCUUCAUUGAGAGGUGCACUCCUGAGCCUCCUGGAUCACUAUGAAUGGAAUUGUUUUGUCUUCCUGUAUGAUACAGACAGGGGGUAUUCAAUACUUCAAGCUAUAAUGGAAAAAGCAGGACAGAAUGGAUGGCAUGUCAGUGCGAUAUGUGUGGAAAAUUUUAAUGAUGUCAGCUACAGGCAACUGCUAGAAGAGCUUGACAGAAGACAAGAGAAGAAAUUUGUAAUAGAUUGUGAGAUAGAAAGGCUUCAAAACAUUUUAGAACAAAUUGUGAGUGUUGGGAAGCAUGUCAAAGGCUACCAUUAUAUCAUCGCAAAUUUGGGUUUCAAAGAUAUUUCCCUUGAGAGAUUUAUACAUGGAGGAGCAAAUGUCACUGGAUUCCAGUUAGUAGAUUUUAAUACGCCCAUGGUAACGAAACUAAUGGAUCGCUGGAAGAAACUAGAUCAACGAGAAUAUCCAGGUUCUGAAACACCUCCGAAGUACACCUCUGCUCUCACUUAUGAUGGUGUCCUGGUGAUGGCUGAAACUUUCCGAAGUCUCAGAAGACAGAAAAUUGAUAUUUCAAGGAGAGGAAAUGCCGGGGAUUGUCUGGCAAACCCUGCUGCUCCCUGGGGCCAGGGAAUUGACAUGGAGAGAACACUGAAGCAGGUUCGAAUUCAAGGACUGACUGGGAAUGUUCAAUUUGACCAUUAUGGACGUAGAGUUAAUUACACAAUGGAUGUGUUUGAAUUAAAAAGCACAGGCCCUCGAAAGGUUGGCUACUGGAAUGAUAUGGAUAAAUUAGUCUUGAUUCAAGAUGCGCCUACUCUUGGCAAUGACACAGCAGCUAUCGAGAACAGAACAGUGGUUGUAACCACAAUUAUGGAAUCCCCCUACGUUAUGUACAAGAAAAAUCAUGAAAUGUUUGAAGGAAAUGACAAGUAUGAAGGCUACUGUGUAGACUUGGCAUCUGAAAUUGCGAAACAUAUCGGUAUAAAAUAUAAAAUUGCCAUUGUCCCUGAUGGAAAAUACGGAGCAAGGGAUGCAGACACUAAAAUUUGGAAUGGGAUGGUAGGAGAGCUUGUGUAUGGGAAAGCAGAGAUUGCUAUUGCACCUCUGACAAUCACAUUGGUGCGAGAGGAGGUCAUCGACUUUUCUAAGCCCUUUAUGAGUUUAGGCAUCUCUAUCAUGAUCAAGAAGCCUCAGAAAUCUAAACCAGGAGUGUUUUCCUUCUUGGACCCUCUGGCCUAUGAGAUCUGGAUGUGCAUAGUGUUUGCAUACAUUGGUGUCAGCGUGGUCUUGUUCCUAGUCAGUAGGUUUAGCCCAUAUGAGUGGCACACAGAAGAGCCUGAGGAUGGAAAAGAAGGACCCAGUGACCAGCCUCCCAAUGAGUUUGGCAUCUUUAACAGCCUCUGGUUUUCCCUGGGUGCCUUUAUGCAACAAGGAUGUGACAUUUCGCCCAGAUCCCUGUCGGGUCGGAUUGUUGGAGGCGUCUGGUGGUUCUUCACACUCAUCAUUAUCUCGUCCUACACUGCUAAUCUGGCUGCAUUCCUGACAGUGGAGAGAAUGGUCUCCCCCAUAGAAAGUGCAGAAGACCUGGCCAAACAAACAGAAAUUGCCUAUGGAACACUUGAUUCAGGGUCAACAAAAGAAUUCUUCAGAAGAUCAAAAAUAGCAGUAUAUGAAAAGAUGUGGACCUACAUGCGAUCGGCAGAGCCGUCUGUGUUCACUAGAACUACAGCUGAGGGCGUGGCCCGUGUCCGCAAGUCUAAGGGCAAAUUUGCCUUCCUCCUGGAGUCCACGAUGAAUGAAUACAUUGAGCAGCGAAAGCCCUGUGACACGAUGAAAGUGGGAGGAAACCUGGAUUCCAAAGGCUAUGGUGUAGCAACGCCUAAGGGUUCCUCAUUAAGGAGGAGGACAGAGGAGAACUUACCAGCUCCAGGAUUAAGAACUCCUGUAAACCUUGCCGUUUUGAAACUCAGUGAGGCAGGCGUCUUAGACAAGCUGAAAAACAAAUGGUGGUACGAUAAAGGUGAAUGUGGACCCAAGGACUCGGGAAGCAAGGACAAGACGAGUGCCUUGAGCCUGAGCAACGUAGCAGGCGUCUUCUACAUUCUGGUUGGCGGCUUGGGCUUGGCAAUGCUGGUGGCUUUGAUAGAGUUCUGUUACAAGUCCAGGGCAGAGGCGAAGAGAAUGAAGCUGACUUUUUCCGAAGCCAUAAGAAACAAAGCCAGGUUAUCCAUCACUGGGAGUGUGGGAGAAAACGGCCGAGUGCUGACCCCUGACUGCCCCAAGGCCGUUCACACAGGAACUGCGAUUAGACAAAGUUCGGGAUUGGCUGUCAUUGCAUCGGACCUACCAUAAAAACCAAAAAAAUAAUUGAGUGCCUUAAUCAAACUGUGUUGGUGACUGAUUGAAACGCAGCCCCGAGGGACAGGCCAAGCGUGGGUCUUGGCUAAAUCCAUCCUUUGACGGAGAGCGGGAAGGACAUACUGAGUGCCGGACAGAACCAGUGCAUGAGUUCAGCACGGAAAUGCAGACUCGGAUUUUUUUUAUCAGGAAAUCUCACAAUUUAGUUUUUUGGGGGGAGUGGGUGGGGGUAUCUUAGGUGUAUUAACAGCAACAGAUUUCACUUGAGCGCACUUAAAACUAAUCAGACUGGCCAGUUAGCGCAUUAAACUGUGAAGUUCUUUCUCAGAAAGGUCUUGGUCACCACAGCAAGGGAUCAACAGUUAAUAGAGGUCAAAGAACCUGCUACCUGUGUCUCCAGAACACCCAUAUAGUCGAUGGAAUAAUCUUCAGCUGAGACAAGCGGUCACUAAGAUGUGAUAGGAAAAUAAUAAAUAUAUAAAGCCUGUGAAAAAAACAACAAGAUUUAAAGAAAGUAUUUACAGUUACUUUGGAAAUAAAACAAUACUGAAACAUGCUUGCUUUUUAACUGAAGUUAAUCCAGUAGAGGACGACGCAAUUGUUUUUUCUAACCAUCUUAGGGAACAAUACAUUGCAAUAAUUGAUAAUAGUGCCAUCACUGUAAUAAACUUUAGAGACUUUUUUUAAUGUAAAAGUUGUUUGUCACCUUGUUUCCUGUAACCUUCACUCUGUCACACAAGUUGGCUCAUAGGUUGUGUUUGUCUAUCAGAAACAAAAAGAAAAACACGAGUGAAGAAAAUGUUGGCAUGAAGUCAUCCAUCUGCAAUGUAAAAUUUAAAAGACUACGGGUCACUCAUGUUAUCAAUAUAAUUUAUAAUCCUGUUCAGUGUACAAAAUUGUGGGCUUUGUACCCACCCAAAAGAAUAAAACAACAGUUUUUCUUACAUUAUCUAUCCACAGAGCUUAUUUUCCCCUAUUAUUUGAGAAACUCUGAGACUCCAUAUUGUAGAAGUCAAGGAAUAGGCAAAUGUAGCUUGUUUUUAUUAUUUCUGCAUAUUUUUUCUAGAUCUUGGGCUCACUUGUUAACAGAAUAAGUUGUCAAAGGUAGAGUCCUUGAGUCUGGGAAUGAACCAUUGUUCUAAAACCAACACACCCUGUGUGGAAAUUUUACUUGACUCUGUUUUCCUGCAUAAAACUCAGUGUCUCUUGGUCAUUCCCCGUCAUUCCCACAGUAAAUUCUUUGAAGACACUGAUAAUAGUUUGUGGUAGACUACAGUUGAAAAACUCAAUCCUUAUUUCUUAGUAAUUGUGAAUAAAAUUAUACCAUGAUCAUUAUUAAGAAAACAAAUCCCUUAUGGUUCAAAACGUCUGCUUCAUUUAAAAUGAUGAAUGAGUUCAAUGAUACAGUUAAAAAAUAAAAACAAAUCACAGAUUGAGGGAUCUUUGCAGAAAGCACAAAUUAGGAUGAUGCCCAAAGGGUGGCCUUGAAGAAAGAGUUGAGUUUUCACAGGAAGAGGUGCUGGUAAGAUCCUAGGGGUGAGUAGCACACAUAGCUGCUUCUUUUAUCAGUGUCUCAUGUACAAGGCUUAUGCAGCCAGGUGGCCUGGUGAGGGCACAGGGUGUAAUGCCAUGGAAGCUCUGUCAGAAAUAUGGAGAAUUGGUUUCCUUCCCUCAAUGCUUACAAUCCCCUUUCAAUAUCUGUGUGUCACUACAAUGUAAUCCUUAUAAUACAUGUAUGCACUCUCCUUUGGGAAAGGUUACUUCUCUGUUGUUGAGCAAGGAUUCAUUUCACAACCUAGGCCACUCCCUGGUAUCUUCCUCUUCUUCUCUCACUCCUACCCAAGCUCUCAGCCAGCAAAUGGACCUCCACAGCACACAGAACAUGGCAUCUACUGUGUCUUCGGUCUGUAGAUCUUCUUUGUCUUUACAUGACUGUCACACAUCCUUCAGCCCUGAAAUUGAAUUUUAUGUGUACUGAGAUCUCCAUGAUUACCCACGACCCCGCCCAUGACACUGAGUUACAUGCCAUUCUUAAUGUUUCUUACCCAUCAUGGCACUCAUUGUACUGCAUUGUAAUUGCCUGUGUACUCGUCUAUAAACUACUAGACUGUCAGCUCCUUGAGAGCAGGGACUGUGUCUAUCUUGUUCACAGUUGUAUCCCCAGCACCCAGCACAGUGCCUGGCAUAUUGUAGGUGCUUAAUAAAUAUUUGUUGAAUGAAAGAAUGAAUUGAGUCAAUUUAAUUAAGUUGAGGCAAAAAAAACCACAUUUUCUGCUUAACAGUCCUGGGGUGUAAGUAUAGAGUGGGUUAAAAUAAAACU